Messenger RNA from Purpureocillium takamizusanense, 1515 nucleotides. RefSeq names its product D-stereospecific aminopeptidase (gene GPI2). Gene Ontology annotation, cellular component: membrane; glycosylphosphatidylinositol-N-acetylglucosaminyltransferase (GPI-GnT) complex. The record is from RefSeq and is a predicted model, not a curated record. Bases 1 to 1515 code for a protein of 504 amino acids. NCBI's taxonomy places the organism in Eukaryota, Fungi, Ascomycota, Sordariomycetes, Hypocreales, Ophiocordycipitaceae. The transcript has 2 exons. Gene Ontology annotation, biological process: GPI anchor biosynthetic process.
AUGCCCUCGCCGACCGACGACGAGACCCCAUUCCCAGCCCUCACCCACGCGUCCACCUUCAGCGGCUUCGGCCGCUCCCAUCUCUCGCCUCACGAUGCCGCGCCGCCGCCCCAGCACCUCCGCCGCGGCGCAGGGGCGUCCGGAGCCGCGACCAGCGGAGACUACGUUGACGGCGCCGCCGAGUCGCUACCCCGUAUGAGGCACAUGGCUUCCGAUCGCAGUACCAGCCGCCGCCGGAAGCGCGCCUGGAAGAAGCUCAUGUGGGUGAAGCAGUCGUACCCCGACAACUACACCGACCAGGCCACCUUCCUCGAGAACCUCCAGCGCAACCCGCGCCUCAAGCCCUACGACUUUUGGCCCCUCGUCGCCGACUCGACCGUUAUCCUGCAGCACGUCUGCUCCGUCAUCAUAUUCAUCGUCUGCUUCGUCGGCAUCUUCAAGGAGCGCGUCUCACCCGUCUCCGUCGCCAGCUGGAGCAGCUUCGGCACCUCUCUCGGCUGGCUCUUGUGGGAGCGAUGGGUCUCCGAGGAGGAGGACCAGGACGACGAGCUCCUCCUCGCCGCGGGUGGCGCGGGUGCCGGCACCAGCAGCACCUCAACGGGUCUGGGGCGCGCCGGCAGCGUUCGUCGCAGAGGGCGCGCCGCGAGCAUGCGUCGCCCGCCACCACAUCCGCUGCGCACCGAGUCGUUUCCGUCCACGCCCGCCGCCUCGCUGACGCCGUCCGCGACGCCCUCGGCAGCCAGCUCCACGACCAACCUCCACCUCAACGGCAGCAGCGCCUUGAAGCAGCCUCGGUCGGCGUCUACGACGUCGCUCGGGUCACAGCAGCCGCAGCUCGGCCCCGGCGGUGAGCUACUGCCGCCGCCUCCCCAGCAGAACAUGUCGGACCCGGAAGAGUCGCGGGCGCACCAGCGCCUCGGCACCAUCAAGUCGGCGCUGCUCAUCUACUGCACGCUGCUGGGUCUCAGCCCGAUCCUCAAGUCGCUCACCAAGUCGACAUCGAGCGACAGCAUCUGGGCCAUGUCAUUUUGGCUGCUGGCCGUCAACAUCUUCUUCUUCGAUUACUCAGGCGGCGUCGGGGCCAAGUUUCCGGCGUCACUGUCGACCAACGCGGCGCUCAUGGCGUCGACGGUGCUGGCCAGCCGGCUGCCCUCCACCAAGCAGGUCUUCAGCCUCACCCUCUUCAGCAUCCAGGUGUUUGGGCUGUUCCCUGUGUUCCGACGGCACGUGCGGCACCGCAGCUGGCGCUACCACGUAGUGCAGACGGUGCUGCUGGUGCUCGGCGCCGGGCUGGGCGUGGGCAUGGUGGUGUCGGACCCGCGCCGCGGGGAUGGCGGCUGGCCGUGGAAGAACGGCACCGUGGGCAUGGUAGUUGGCAUGGUGGUGGCGGCCCUCGCCACGGGAGGGUGCAGCUGGUGGCUCAUCGGGCUGCAGAAAUACAAGAACGAAAUUCGUGGGCCGUGGGACCCGGCGCGGCCCAUCAUCAUGAGUAGGACGCGCUGGGACGACAGAUAG